GUCGCGUCAAAGAUGAUUAAGGGCGAUUUAGGCAUUGAAAGAUAAUUCCACGCCGUCCUCUCUGUCUCUGUCUCUGUCUCUCUCUCUAGGCUUUCAUCUCCCUCCUCUCCUGCAUCCACAUGGGCGGAUUGUAAAUGGUUUCCCCUCGAGAUCUUCGCUCCAAAUCUUGCAACUCUACUUCCUAAUAUUUGUACGAGAGUUUAAGGGAGCAAAUUGAUUCUUUCGCCUUCCAAAAACCUGAUUCUUUUCUCGGCUCCCUGCCUCUCAUGGCGUACCGCGUCCUUCUCCGAAUUCUUCCGCAAAUUUUUGUUCUGAUCACCAGCGAUAACAAGAUCCGUCGUCUCGGUGGGAUAAAAGCCGUUUCUUGGUAGUCUUUUUGUGUGGCUCGAUUCCUUUUACGAGGGUUUUUGAGCUUUAAGAUCCUUCCGCCUACUAAAGAUCCAAGUUUUCUUGUCUGCCUUCCUCCCUCUCGUGGCUUCCACGAGUUUUGCUCGUAAAUUUUAGAACCGUGAGAUAAAAAUUGGAUUUUGCGAGUGGUUCGUGUGGCUUGGCGAUGGAAGAGAAGCUCUCUGUUCGGGCAGAGGGCUACCAGAAGGACUUCUUGAGGCGAUUCGGAGCUGGCGGCGGCGGACAGGGGGAAGGGACGGAGGGAGGAGGGUCGGGGGAGAUCGAGCUCAGCCUCGGUCUCUCCUUGGGCGGACGCUUCGGGGUGGAACCCAAGGAGAAGCGGCUCGUCCGGUCCUCAUCGAUCUCGACGUUGCCCGUGGAGCGCGACCUCGCCAUGGUUCCUCCGCUCGCGAGGACGUGCUCCCUGCAGGCGGAGGCCCAGGAGGAGCUCCGGAAGAGGAAGGAGUUGCAGAGCUUGAAGCGGUUGGAGGCGAAGCGGAGGAGAUCCGAGAAGUUGAGCUCCAAAUCCAGGAUCGCAGACCGGAAAGGCGACAUCUUUGACGAGGAAACCGCAGGGUCGAGGAACCGGGUCGCCCCUCACGGGCUUCCGUUGUGGAUAGCCGGAGCCGGCAGAGCAGCCGCUCAACCAACGGAGGCACCGAGACGCUUCGGGCUGGUAUCGCAAGGCUCGAUCGGAUCACAAGGAAGUAGCUGCUCAAGCGUUUCUGACGUCGAGAGCCAACCAAAACAAGGAUCAAGAAACAGUCCCCGGGUCGGGAGUCCCAUGACUGCUGCGUUGCUGUCACCCGAGCAUGGCAGUCACAAGGCAGCAUCUGAUCAUACGACAGCCGCGGCAGUAGGAAAACACGUUGCCGGUGUCACCGGGGAAGAGGGCCAAUCAAGGAAGGCUACAGAAGGAGCAUUGGACGACAGGGUGCGAGAAAAGGCUGGGAGGAACAUGGUCGAAAGAAUGCCUUGUGUGUCCACCAGGGGAGAUGGACCUAAUGGCAGAAGGAUCGAAGGGUUUCUCUACAAAUACAGGAAAGGGGAGGAAGUAAAGAUCGUGUGCGUGUGCCAUGGCAGCUUCUUCACUCCAGCUGAGUUUGUUAAGCAUGCAGGAGGGGGUGAAGUGGCUCACCCACUUCGGCACAUCGUCGUCGACACCCUGCCGUCGGCAUUCUUGUGAUGGCAUGCAUUUCUAUAGGAAUUAGCAGGCAACAGUUGUUGCAUGUUAGAAUCGUCUGGCUUUUGCGUUAUUGGACAUUGUGAGUUCUUUUUGUAUUUCCGAACUCUCCUACCA
Molecule: messenger RNA, 1687 nt
Organism: Musa acuminata AAA Group (dessert banana)
Lineage: Eukaryota; Viridiplantae; Streptophyta; Magnoliopsida; Zingiberales; Musaceae
Product: ninja-family protein AFP3
Exons: 2
Coding region: 554-1573 (339 amino acids)
Biological process (GO): signal transduction; negative regulation of DNA-templated transcription
Cellular component (GO): nucleus
Source: RefSeq, a predicted model, not a curated record